UGUCUCGGAGAAACAGCGAAUAGCAGUCAGUGUCAUUCUGAAGUGAGAGGAGGUUACACGCACAUUUCAGGGGCGAAUAUUCUUGACUGGUCCCCCUUUUUUCUUCUUUCAGAAAAUGAGGAUCAACACGCCUACAGGACAGGUGGCAGUGGGCGUGGGGGUCGGUGUGGGCGCCUUGGUGGCCUGGUGGGCGUGGCGUCGGACAACGGCUAACCAGCUUCCGACGAAAUGGGAGGAAGUGGGCGUGGUUUCGAAGCUCAAUGUUUACCCGCUGAAGUCUGGGCGACCAGUGUCCGCCUCGGAGGCAGACGCGACGGAACGAGGCCUCUCCGUGAACGGCGCUCUUGACAGGUCGUUCCUGGUCAUGAAGAAGGACGGGCCGCUGCUGACAGGUCGCCAGGUCCCCAAGCUGACCCGAGUCACCAUCAGUUUCAAAGGUCAUUCGGUGACCUUCGAGAGCCCGGACAACCCAGCUGGCCCGAUCGAGGUCGACCUUGAGAAGGUGGCUAAGGAGGCGAAGGUGGUCGAGCUCAUUGUCUUCGGGGCCAACGCCAAAGGUCUCGACUGCGGCGAUGAGGUGGCUGCAUGGAUGAGCCAAGCGAUCUCAGCUGGAGACACCGAAGUUCGACUCCUGUACAACGGCGAGGACCCCCUGACCCAGCGCAGCGCCAGGCGGGCUCCUUACUACGACUUCAGGCACAUCCGGGACUCCGAUAAGGUGACUUAUGCUGACACCUGUGCAUAUAUGUUAGCUUCGGAAUCAUCCCUUGCCGACCUGAAUACCCGCCUGGCAGAACCUGUCACGAUCGACUGGUUCCGUGCCAACGUUGUGGUCAAGGGCUCAGCGGCAUACGAUGAGGACGACUGGGCCUUCGUCAGGAUCGGAGGGGAAGGCGAAGAAAGCGUGGUGCUGAGGAGGCUGAAGCCCUGUGAUCGGUGCAUAUUCACGACUGUAGAUCCUUACAAAGGGUGUAAGACAUCUGAUCAGGAGCCUAUGGCAACACUAAGGAAGUACCGCCUCUUAGACGGCCCAGAGAAGCUGGCCAAGGCAUGGGCCAUCAAGCCCGUGUUCGGGUCCCACAUGGGCAUCGACGUGUGUGGAAAGGUCAAGGUCGGGGACAAGGUUUGGGUGGCCAGAGCCUCGUCCAACCCCAAGUGGAACUUCUAAGGAACUGCAGAGGUGGCACUCUCGCGGAGGCACUCUUUGGGUGGGAGAAGGAGAACACGGGGAGAGCCAUCAAGAACGGAUGAACGACAAGUGUAACCGUAUCUUUUAGUUUCUCUGAGUGUUGUUUUCAGAGAGAGAGAAAGUGUCCUUGGGAGAGAACCCAAAGAUAGUUUCACUUAUGCAGAUAGUAUAUAGUAUAGGACGACCUAUUUUCGACCUAGUUGCUUUGGCUGGAUUUCUGUCGUUCGUCCAUUUAGAAAGCCAAGGUUGAAAGCAAUGAAAUUCAAACGAAAGCAGUAAUUUUGGAGUGUUUUAUCGCGCAUUACAAUAAACGUAAUUUCCCACAAUGACAUCACAAGCGCUCUUUCGACCAGCAAUAGAAAACUGCAAAAAGUCUUCAGUUCGAAAACCAAAUGUUGCCACAUCUUUCCCAGAAUAAAUUUAGCGACAGGAAGAGAAAUGGGACACAGUCAUCGAAACAAAGCAAAAUAAGAAAAAAACAAAACAAGAAGAACGGUUAUUUUUCUCACAACCACAACCAGUGUCUGGCUGAACCCCAAUCCCUGUCAAUCAAGGUAAUAACUGCGUAAUCUGUGGCUAAUGGAAUAGUAGCUUCAAAUAAGGCGGAACUGGAGCUCUGACAACGUUUGGAAAGCCACUGUUAAAGUACUGAACAUAAACGAAAAUAUAGUAAUAAUAAUGAAGAUAAAAGGGACAAGAUUUGGAAGAGAAGACAACCUGAGGCCAAGAGAACGCGGAGAUGGGAGACUAUUUUAAAUUGUUUGAAAACUAACAGAGAAAAUGAGGGAAAGUCGUUGCUUUUUCUCCUUCCUUUUCCAUUUUUGCCUUCUAUUUUUUCUUGUAAUUGAUUUUAUUUUCAUUUUAGUGUAUGUGUUUAAUUUCGAUAUGAAUGCCUUCUACAGUGCCUGAUGAUGUUACGUUAUUGUUGGCUGUCAAUAAAGAGAAACCGUAG
This is a messenger RNA of Penaeus vannamei (Pacific white shrimp), 2141 nucleotides long. Its product is annotated as mitochondrial amidoxime reducing component 2. Lineage: Eukaryota; Metazoa; Arthropoda; Malacostraca; Decapoda; Penaeidae. Gene Ontology annotation, molecular function: catalytic activity; pyridoxal phosphate binding; molybdenum ion binding. The record is from RefSeq and is a predicted model, not a curated record.